AGUUUUUAUCGGCCUCCUCUCGUCUCUCGUUCACUCUCGCUGAGGAUCGUUCACGAAACGUUGGUCUGCGCUGCGUUGUUUACACAUGUUAGUCGGUGAAGGUGAAGUUCUUGGUUAGUUCCUUCGAGAGUCAAGUGCGUCUGUUUGUCUGGCGAAAAUUUAUUUUCAACAAAAUCAACUUGUCUUUGCGUGCUUACAACAACAUGGCAGAUAUGUCAACGAAUGUGGGCAUCACGCGGAAAAUGUCCUUCGGUAUAAACGGCAAAUUUAACGGCGUCGAGAGCAAGACGCCUUUUCUGAUAGGCGUCUCCGGCGGCACUGCAAGUGGAAAAUCCACAGUAUGCAAGCGUAUAAUGGAGAAAUUAGGACAAGUCGAUAUGGAUCAUCAGCAGCGCCGGGUAGUCUGCAUAUCACAAGACAGCUUUUACCGCAACCUGACACCUGCUGAAAAAUUGAAAGCUGAGAAGGGGCAGUACAAUUUUGAUCAUCCUGAUGCAUUUGAUGAUGAUCUAAUCUUACAAACGCUACAGGAUAUACUUGCCGGGGUCAAGUGUGAAAUACCAGCUUAUGAUUAUAGGACAAACAGUUUAAUGAAAGAUCAAGUUACCACGAUAUAUCCUGCCGAUGUGGUGCUGUUUGAAGGAAUACUGGUAUUCUACUUUCCUAAAAUUCGUGAUUUGUUUCACAUGAAAUUGUUCGUAGACACUGAUUCUGAUACCAGGCUUGCGAGAAGAGUACCAAGGGACAUAAAGGAACGUGGAAGGGAUUUGGAUUACGUCCUAAAUCAGUACAUGAACUUUGUAAAACCAGCUUUUGAAGAAUUCUGCUUACCAACAAAAAAAUUUGCAGAUGUUAUAAUACCAAGAGGAGCAGAUAAUACAGUGGCAAUAGACCUAAUAGUGCACCACAUCUGGGAUAUUUUGCGUUUGAAAAAGGCCGAAAAUUCAACCGGGCAGCAUCCAUUCUUCUACCAGCAUAGGCGUACCUCGGCCUCAUCCGACACACUCAGCAGAUGAUUUAAGCAUGAUAAGCUCACUCUGUCAAGCACUGCAUUUUUUUUUACACCAUACCCCUACGUAUGACUGAAUACAAUACUGAUAAUUCUUUUUUAUUUUAAAUACUCGGAUAGAAGUAAUGUCCGUUUUUCAAUACGGAAUUAAUCGCACAUUUAAAUUAUCAAUAUAAUUUAAUAACAAAUAGAUUGAUAAAUACGUGAUAUAUAAGGAUAAAUGGUUGUUAAGCAAAUGAAAGAAGAAACAAAUGAAUUUGAGAAAUAUUUUUGUCAUAAUAUUAAAAUAUCUGUCGUCUUGCAACAAAUAUAAAAUUAUCAUGCAAGACUGAAUUUAUGUUUCAUUACAUUUUAUUACAUAUUUGUUUCUACUGUGAUAUGUAUACAAAAAAUGUAUACUAAAUUAUUAAGCAUAAUUUUUUUUUAUUAAUUCAAGUUUUUAGAAAUAUUGGUGAAAACGGACAUUGUUUUCCCCCUAAAUACAUGAUCUUUGUGGGAUUAUAUCUUAUUCUUAUAUGACAGAGAGAAUGGCUUUUUAUAUGUAUUUUAUCCUGUAUGAACAUUUUUGUGUGAGUUUUGAAAUGUAAUUUUAAACCAAAGAAAAUGCAUGAAAUUGUGUAGAUUCAAUGAAAGAUAGAUGAAUUAGAAUGUAUUUAUAGCAAUUGAUAUCAAUGAAACUGAACUUUUCCAACUAUUUUCCAAUUCUGAAUUCGGUUUCCAAUAUUUUUCUAUUUCUUCCUAUAUUGUCAAUAUAUUCCAGCAGCACUUGGUAUCCUUCAUAAUGCAAUUUAUUGAGAAUAAUACAAUAUCUCUAACAUUUUUUUAUAUAAAUUAUAGUAAUAUAUUUAAAGAAUAUGCAAUAUAAUCGUUAGAGUAAAGAAAAGAUGUGAUAUAGAAGGAGCUUUGCUUUAAAAAUAUAUCUUGAUUCAUAUAUCUUGAUAAAUUAAAAUUUUCUCGUUUCUCUAGAAAAGAGGAAUGAAGGUAAGAAAUCGUAAAAAGAUAUAAAACGCGAUUAAACAAUUUUGAAAGUGGUUUCCUGAUUUAAAAGAUUAGGAAUUCAAUAUUCUCUAUAAUGAAUUUCUAUAAAUUUAUUUUAAUUUCUAUUUUCAUUUCCUUGUAAAGACAUUAUUACUUAACAUUAUUUAUAUAGCUAUCUAUGGUCACUCAAGUUUCUGGACAAAUAUCUCAAGUAUUAUGCAAAAAAAUCUAUAUACAUAAUAUGUAUGUAUGUGCGCGUGAUUGUGUCUGUUAUAUGUAUGUGUAUAUUUUUGUGUAUAAAUAUAGGUAUUACUUAAAGUUUUAGACUUUUUUUAUGCCUUUUUUUUUACUUUCAAUCGCUUCAACAUGUUUUGCAUUUUUGCAUAAUACUUUAUAAUAUAAGCACAUACAAGUAUUCUUUAGAGAAAGCAUAAUUAUCUGAGUUAAUUUAUCUAGUUUGACUUAUUUAUGUAUCUCGAAAUAAAUAUUCAUCUACCGCACUCAUAAUAUUGAUUCUUGUACAUAGGUAUAAACAUACAAGAGAUAUGCCAAAACUGUUGCAGUUCCUUUCAGUAGCAUUUCCCGCGAAAAAUCUCAAAGCUAGAAUUUUGUUUAAUGUAACUCAUAAUAGAACUGUAUUAUUUGCACAACUUUCUUUACAAUAGCUAUUAAGUCUGAAAAAUGCAACUUUUUUUAUCAUGUAUUUGUUCAUUAACUUCUUAUUAAAAUCUUUUAAUUUUCGAUUAUACAUAGACACACAUUUUAUUUUCACAACUUUAAGACGACAUCAAUUCUUCUCAAUCUACAUAUCUAUAGUCAUCAGAGGAUACAAGUUUUGGCAGACAGCUCUAUUGUACAUUGUUAACAAAGAAAAGAAAUAGACUUCUUGUAUUUACAAAACGAUAUAAUGAACACAAGUGUCUUAUGCAUAAUAAAUCACAUGUAAUCAUAAUGCAAUUACAAUUGUUAUCUAAAAUAUUAGCAAUUAAUAAUCCAGAUAUCUAUAAACAAUUAUGUUAUAUUGUUCCAAGAUGUCCUACAAUAUAUAUUGUCAAUAAAGAGAAGUUUAUUAUCCCCAAUAUA
Molecule: messenger RNA, 3070 nt
Organism: Formica exsecta
Lineage: Eukaryota; Metazoa; Arthropoda; Insecta; Hymenoptera; Formicidae
Gene: Uck
Product: uridine-cytidine kinase
Exons: 5
Coding region: 204-1016 (270 amino acids)
Cellular component (GO): cytoplasm; cytosol
Molecular function (GO): kinase activity; ATP binding
Source: RefSeq, a predicted model, not a curated record